Phyllotreta striolata is the source of this 1912-nucleotide messenger RNA. NCBI's taxonomy places the organism in Eukaryota, Metazoa, Arthropoda, Insecta, Coleoptera, Chrysomelidae. The record is from the annotation of a GenBank genome assembly.
CAAACGCACCAGACGCUCCGUCACUGGCGAUUCCUCCAUGAAUUUUAAACGCGUAGGAAGGCGUGUUUCGGCGUGUUUCGUUCGUGCUCACUAACAUGCAGUCUGCGAUCGCGGUUUCUUUGUUAUUAUCCGGGCUCCUGUGCGUCUGCGGGGCCUCCAGGUCGGGCGUUUACCUGGACAACGGGUUCGAUCAGACGGUCAUCGACAGGACGUUCUCGGACGACGACCAGAAGGACUUGGGCCUGGAGAUUCUCAGCCUGCUGGGGCUGCCGAAGCGGCCCAGACGGUUCGACAAGGGACCGCUCCGGCGGUCGGCCCCCCGGUUUCUGCUCGACGUCUAUAGGACGCUCAUGGACGAUGAGAACGACUCCGGCAGGUCUAAGAGGAGCGAGGAUGAGGUCUAUUUGAGCGGCGAGGAGCAGCAUCAAAUCGACGAGAGCGAUGUUAUUAUGACUUUCGAGAGCGUUAGCAAUCACGUAUCUAGUGUGAGACAUGAGAGAGGCAAAAGACUGUGGUUCAACGUCAGCGACGUGCCCGUUGCUGAAGAUGUCGUGGGGGCCGAGCUCAGAUUGUACAAAAACAAAAAAAGGAGUGGCAACAAAAACCACGGUAGCAUCUACACGAUAACUGUCUUCCAAAUGGUCAAGACCAACGAAGGGGAAAAGGACUUGGAAUACGUUUCUGCCAUCAACACGACGUCCGACUCGACGGGAUGGAUAAUUCUGAAUAUAACCCAAUGUCUGACCACUUGGGUGGCGUUUCCGAACUCCAACAAGGGUCUCUACCUGUCGGUACAUCCGGUCAAUAGACCAGGACACGAGAUCAGACCGGAAGACAUAGGAUUGGUGACCAUCAAAGGCUUGGAUGAAAUUCAACCAUUUAUGGUGGCCUUUUUGAAGGCUGUUAAUCACGUGAAACCGAGAGUAACCAGGGAAGCAAGGACUAAAAAGGACACUUUCAACAGUGUAAUGACCGGAUAUCAUAAAGGGAAAGUGGAACAAGAUAGGCCUGAUCAGCGAAGGAGUUGUCGAAUCGAAACUUUGUAUAUCAGCUUCAAAGAUUUAUCAUGGGAGGAUUGGAUAAUAGCCCCCGACGGUUACGCGGCCUACUACUGCGCGGGUGAAUGCAAUUUCCCCCUGAACGCCCACAUGAACGCCACCAACCACGCCAUCGUCCAGACUUUGGUCCACUUGAUGACACCUUGGAGAUUCCCGAAGCCCUGUUGCGCGCCGACGAAGCUCAGCCCCAUAUCGGUUUUAUACUAUCUCGACGAUCAGAAUGUUGUUUUGAAGAAAUUCAAAAAGAUGGCCGUCAAAAGUUGCGGGUGCCAUUAAACUAUAUGCUCAGGUUAACGUGGCUGUGACGUCACGAGGAUGAAUUGUUGAAUGAACUAUAAGCAAAACUGUAUGAAACAUUGUGUAAUUUGGACCUUAGAGCAGAUUUACAUAUGAAAAAUAUUUUGUUAAUAUAGUUUGUUGAAUUAUUCAGGUCGUGACGCCAUCGUCGUGUAUUAAAGUGAAUCUACUAAAUCUUAUUAUUUGUAUUUAAAUUGUAUAUAUGUAUAUGUGCCUUAUUAUUAUUUAACAUGUACCUUUUCUUACGGUUUAUACGGGGUGAGUCCACGAUGUAAUCAGAAAUCAGUUAAUUUUCCGAAAUAACUCGAAGACUAUGGGACUCUCGAAUUAUUUUGAAGUAUAAUCGUAGAAAAAAAUCAAAUUUGUAUCUCGAAUAUUUUUCUGGUUAUAAGGAAAAAACUGAUUGCAGAUUAUGCAUUUGGAGGCGACACUUUGUUGAUUCACCCUGUAGGGAAUAUAGGUCAUAGAUUAAGCAAAAUUCAAUCAAUAUAUUUUUGACGAAAUUUACCAUUUAUCUAGUAUAGUAUUCGAUAUUUGUUUUGUGCAAUUAUUAUUUA